AUUCCCUGCGCGUUCUUCACCCGAUACAUUAGGGUUUCUCCGCCGCUGGUCCGCCUGCCCACGCAUCUCCGCUAUCCUUCGUCUGAGCCAAUGGCGAUCCAGCAACAGGAGGUUAAGCUCUUCAAUCGCUGGUCCUUCGAUGAUGUCGAGAUUAGUGACAUCUCGCUUGCUGAUUACAUUGCUGUGACUCCUCCAAAACAUGCAACAUAUCUCCCACACACUGCAGGAAGGUACUCUGCUAAGAGGUUCCGCAAGGCACAGUGCCCAAUUAUUGAAAGACUCACCAAUUCUUUGAUGAUGCAUGGCCGGAACAAUGGAAAGAAGCUUAUGGCUGUCUGCAUAAUUAAACAUACUAUGGAGAUUAUUCAUUUGCUCACCGAUGCAAACCCUAUCCAAGUCAUGGUUGAUGCGAUCAUUAACAGUGGUCCAAGAGAAGAUGCUACUCGAAUUGGGUCGGCUGGUGUUGUCAGGCGUCAGGCAGUUGAUAUCUCCCCGCUGAGGCGGGUUAACCAGGCAAUUUACCUCCUCACUACUGGUGCACGGGAAAGUGCUUUCCGAAACAUCAAGACCAUUGCUGAGUGCUUGGCUGAUGAGUUAAUCAAUGCAGCAAAGGGUUCCUCCAACAGCUACGCGAUCAAGAAGAAGGAUGAGAUUGAGCGGGUUGCCAAGGCAAACCGUUGAGAUGUUCUUCGACUUACAAAUUCACAUUGGUUAUGGAAAUUUUCUUGUAGACUUGGGUGUCUUUUAAGCUAUAUGGGGAUUUAAACUCAGUUCUGUUUAGCUAAACUCUAGUGUUUUGGAUGCUCGACUAGAUUCUGGAUCCGAUAGUGUUUUCAUUCUUGUGCACUGUCUCAGAACAGGCAAAAUUUUUCAUUCUUGAA
Messenger RNA from Zingiber officinale, 881 nucleotides. RefSeq names its product 40S ribosomal protein S5-like. Gene Ontology annotation, cellular component: ribosome; cytosolic small ribosomal subunit. Gene Ontology annotation, biological process: translation; ribosomal small subunit assembly. The record is from RefSeq and is a predicted model, not a curated record. The transcript has 4 exons. The coding region runs from base 91 to 681 and encodes 196 amino acids. NCBI's taxonomy places the organism in Eukaryota, Viridiplantae, Streptophyta, Magnoliopsida, Zingiberales, Zingiberaceae. Gene Ontology annotation, molecular function: mRNA binding; structural constituent of ribosome; rRNA binding.